Molecule: messenger RNA, 172 nt
Organism: Scutellospora calospora
Lineage: Eukaryota; Fungi; Glomeromycota; Glomeromycetes; Diversisporales; Gigasporaceae
Source: the annotation of a GenBank genome assembly
AUGCAGAGCUUAUCCAAACAAAGAAGUAUUUUUACUGAAACUCAUCCUGAGUUAACUUCUUUAAAUACUAAUAUUUCAUUAUUACAAAAUAUUUAUCAAUCUACUUAUAUUGAUGAAGAAAAUAAUUCAGAAUUUUUAGAACAAAAUAGUACUGAAACUAAUAAUUUUAUUA